Messenger RNA from Girardinichthys multiradiatus, 3751 nucleotides. RefSeq names its product Enah/Vasp-like a (gene evla). The record is from RefSeq and is a predicted model, not a curated record. Lineage: Eukaryota; Metazoa; Chordata; Actinopteri; Cyprinodontiformes; Goodeidae. Gene Ontology annotation, cellular component: cytoskeleton. Gene Ontology annotation, molecular function: profilin binding; actin binding; SH3 domain binding. The coding region runs from base 421 to 2478 and encodes 685 amino acids. The transcript is spliced from 14 exons. Gene Ontology annotation, biological process: protein homotetramerization; actin polymerization or depolymerization; positive regulation of actin filament polymerization.
GAGUCGCUCCUGUUUCUCCUCCUUCUUCGUCCCCAGUGUUAGCAGUCCCAGAAAUCUGCGUCCAGCGCACCAAAACACUCCGAAUGGGAGGAAAUGUGGCAUGACGGAGACGUGCGGCCCAGCAGCACCGGCACCGUUUAUCGAGCGUCCAUAAGCCGAACAUGGACCUGAGGAGACCCGAGUGUACCGCCGGAGCACCGCUGAGACAGCACCACACAAAGCGCAUGGAGGAGCGCGCUCUGGUUUAGCGUCUGCGGAUCAUUUCAGCGCUUUGAUCUUACUGACGCGCACAGAGGACGCGGCUUGGAGGCUGGAGGGCCGAUUACAGCCGCCCAGGCUGGUUUUUCCUACACACAUAAGACUGAUCCGAUCCUCAUCAGUGCACCACCUCCGGCUGGAUAAAGGAGGAGGGGAAGGAAAAUGAGCGAGCAGAGCAUCUGCCAGGCCCGGGCCUCUGUAAUGGUCUACGACGACGCCAGUAAGAAGUGGGUGCCCAUCAAGCCGGGGCAGCAGGGCUUCAGCCGCAUCAACAUCUACCACAACACUGCCAACAACACCUUCAGAGUGGUGGGCGUCAAACUGCAGGACCAGCAGGUGGUUAUCAACUACUCCAUAGUGAAGGGUCUAAAGUACAACCAGGCCACCCCGACCUUCCAUCAGUGGCGGGACGCUCGGCAGGUCUACGGGCUGAACUUUGCCAGUAAAGAGGAGGCCACCACCUUCUCCAAUGCCAUGCUGUUCGCCCUAAAUGUCCUCAGCUCCCCCGACAGUGGAGGUCCUGUAGUUCAGCGCCAAAAUGGUCCCUCCUCAGAAGAAAGCGAAGCACAGAGGAGGAUGAUGGAGCAGCAUCAGAUGCAGGCGCACAAGGAGAGGGAGCGACGGACAUCAGGAUCAGUCGUUUCCACCCUCCAGUAUAAAGUGUCCACCCCUCCCACCCACCAAGACACUCCUCCCGAGUACAGACAGUUCAGAGCUAGCACACUGCCACCCUCCUAUGUCCGUGUGGCCUCCUCCUCCUCUCCCCCCUCCUCCAUGCCUCCCUCUCAGGAGAAGGAGGUGGGGGGUGCUAGGGACAAGGUCCAGCUGUCCUCCCAGCUCUCCACCUCGCUCGCCUCAGCUUUUUCCCCAGUCCAGACAGGAGUAAACACCCAGGGCCGACAGGUCCGUCAGAUCCCCCUGUCUCCCCCCACUGCGGCCCGCCACCUUCAGCAUCAGCAGCAGCAACAGCAAGAAAUCCUUCUCCCCCCCAAACAUGGCACCUGGUCUGCCUCCCACUUGCAGCAGAUGUACCCCCAGUGUCCCCAACCCUCCUCAUCCCCUCCAGUAAUGAUGCCCAUGCCUGUAAAGCAGGGUUUACCCCCUCAGCCAGUCCUCCCAGUAGCUCACCCCCCUCCACCUGUCAGCACUAGGAUGAAGCCCCCUCCCCUCGAACCUCCUGCCGUGGGGGGCACCCAUCAGUACCCCCAUCAGCUGCCCCACCCUCACUCCAAUGGCCAGCUAGACGAUUCCUACUCUCCUGUUUCACAACAUCUGCCACUCACACCGCAGUACUGCGAGGCAAUCCCCCUCCCUCCUCUGAUAGGUCAGUCAGGCCCAGGCCCUGCCCCUAACCACCAAUCCCAGAACCAGUUAAUCUUCCACUCUCAGCAGCAUCUGCACCAACAACACCAGCCGCAGCACCACCAGCAGGCCCAGAACCCCACCACCAUCACCUCAUCUUCCUCUUCCUCCUCGCCCCCUUCUUACACUGCCAUGUCUGACGGGGGCUCUCCCAAGAAGACCCCCUCCCCUGUCCCCCAGCCGGCCCCCACGGCCAGCAGCAGUGGCCCUGUCUCUGCAGGUCAUCCAGCUAUGCUUUCUGUGGCCCCGCCUCCAGCUGUGGCUCCAGCACCCAUGGCUGGUCCGCCAGCUCCACCGCCACCGCCGGGUCCACCCCCCCCAAUGGCGGUCCCUCCACCCAUGCCCCCUCCUUUGCCCACCGGUGGAGGCCCUCCUGGGGGCCCGCCUGGGGUCCAGCCUUCAGGACUUGCUGCAGCUCUGGCUGGAGCCAAACUACGGAAAGUGCAUAGAGAUGAGAGUAGCCCUCCCGGCUCUGGGGGUAAAUGUGACUCCAACCGCUCCAGUGGGGGCAGCGGUGGCGGCGGCGGAGGAGAGGGUCUUAUGCAGGAGAUGAAUGCCUUACUAGCUCGCAGACGAAAAGCUUCAGAGAAACCUGAUGAAGAUGAUUCAGGUGGUCGAGGGACAGGUCAGCAGAACUCAACAGAUGCCAUGAAGAAGCCGUGGGAGCGGUCCAACUCGGCAGAAAAGUCUUCGCUGGUGUCCAGGGUGAGACCUAUCGGCAGCACCAGUGAAGCCGACACAGAAUUCGACAGGAUGAAACAGGAAAUUUUGGAUGAAGUCGUGCGUGAGUUACACAAGGUGAAAGAUGAAAUCAUUAAUGCCAUCAGACAUGAAAUUGGCAGAAUCAGUACAUCUUAAUCUCAUCUGAGUGAGCCGGAUAAGGGAGCAGGAGUGGGAGCGGCGGGAGGAGGACGGACACGCAGAUGCACAGACAAGAGGACCAGAGAAUGUUCUCUCAAUGUUUCUGUGACCUCUCGAUGCCACGGUACAAGUUGCAGAGACGUUGUGCCAACAUUUAAGUCUGCUGGACAGCAAAUGAAAAAUGGAAAUAAGAAAGCAGGCAUUUUUAUGGAGGAAGCUGAAAGACUAGAGUUUUGAUUAAUUUAAGGAAUGGACUUAAAGUUGAAGUAAAGAGACAUUUGUACUGAGUUUGGUGUUGUGGUCCUCUCUGUGCACCUAGACUCAGUCAGCCCAGUGUUGCCGCUUUUUUGUUCUCUGUUGAGUCUUAUGAAGAAAAUAUUUUUGUUUUCUAAGUUUUUACUGUUUCAUUAUUUAAAACUGUGGUAAUAAUGAUGGUGCUGUUGAUGACAAUGAGUAUUAAGUGGUAUUAGAGAAGGACAAAGGAAUCUUGCACACCAUUUCUGUCAGCUUUUUAUAUUUUUUAUGGCUCUGGUUUGGUUUCUCCCUGACCAUUUCAUGAGAACAAGCACAAUAUGGUCAAAGAUGCUGAUGCAGACCCACUUGCCCUUAAAUGGCAUAUUUAAAACAAAAAAGAGAAAAAUGUUUUUAUAACUUUGCUCAUACUGGUGUUGUAUGUCUAAUCUUUUUCCUCCAUAGAUGAAAAUGACAUCUUAUAUCGCCUAUCUGAGGCAGAACAUUUACAUUGAAGUGCAGUCUGCAUACAGCUCCAGUGUGACUGAGGAACACGCUGGGGAUCGUUCACAAAACAGGCUGAUGAGUGUAAAUGUGCCACCCUGUUUUACCUCCCUACAUAUGGAACGGUGUAUUGUCUAUUAGUCAUCAUAUGCUUUGUGAACCUCCCAGUAUGCAUGAACUUCCCCCGUCUCUAUGAAUUUGCUUUCUAUUUGGUUCAAAACUUAAUUAAAAGUCUAUAUAAAUGGUGGUGCAAUUAUUAAAGUGGUUUGUUUCUACAAGGGUUCUCUUUCCUGUAGAUGAAAUGUUGAACGUGGAAAUCUGGGUUGAAAAUGCAAAGGUUAUGAGCUCAGAGUGUAAGUUUAAUUUGCAGUUAAUGUCCUGAGGAAGGCUCAUGAUGAAGGUCUUUGUUGUGGUGGUUUAACUUGUCUCUGCAGGAUGACUUUGGAUAAAUACCAGCUGUUGAAUUCUGCGCUGUGUCAACUCUCGACUCGUUCUGAAUUAAAAGCAGGAAGUAAAAUUUAUUCCAACAAAUUCA